AUCAGAAGAAGAAGUAAGCUUUGCGAUGGGUGAUGAUGAUCAUAAGCCUCCGCCAACGACGGAGGAGAUUCGCCAGAAGAUGAUCAGCUCCUUUACUACUGAGAUCACAUCUUCCUCGGAACAAGUCGCUAUCCUCAUUCUUGAAGCUCAUCAAUGGGAUAUCGCCGCUGCAGUCUCCGCCUUCAGAGACGCCGUCGUCGCAGCCGCCGCCGCCGCCAGGCCAAAUGUUUCUUCGCCGAUACGGUUGCGAUCACCACGGUCUCCUUCUCGUGCCUUCUCUCCUCGCGAUGGGAACAUCCUCAGCGACUCCGAUGAAAAAGAGAACGAAGAUCCUAUGGAAUCAGAUGAUGUAGAAAGAGAUGUAUCAUCAUUACCAAGAAGACUAAGGUUCAGAAGCUUAAGCGAAAUUCUUUCGGUUAUUCCUCAAGAGAUCCCACGUACUGUCACUCUUUAUAGGAAUGGUUACACUUUCGAUGAUGAUAAUAUAUUAUGGCCAUUGGAUGAUCCCGACUGUGCAGAGUUUCUUGAGAUCGUAGAAAGCUUGGAGUCACCACGUGCACUCGAUUCUCCAGGUGGCAAACGGCGUGUCCUUAUCACACUCAUUAGGCGUCAACAAGAAGACUUCCAUGAGCCACCAAAACCAUUCCAAGGUGUGGGAAGAACUCUAGCCGAGCCAGACUCUGUCCCACCAGCUUCAUCCGACUCACUGACCACAGAACCAACACCAUCAAUCGAUCCCACAGCGCCAACGACCUCAAUCAAGGUCAUAUUAGCAGACGGCACACCCAUUAUCUCCCGGUUCACCACUACUCACCAUACCAUCAGAGACGUUCGAGACUUCAUUGACGCGGCUACACCAGGUGCCUCCAGAGACUACCAACUACUCAUCAUGGGGUCGUCUCCUCCUACACCACUGACGACUGACUUAGACCAAACCAUCGAGCAAGCUGGCAUCUCCAACGCUGUUCUCACUCAGAAGUUCUAGACCUUCCUCUUAAGCACAUAAAAGAUCAUAUUACACAUGUUGAUAUCAUCAAAACACACGCUUUUUUUGGUUUUGACUUACUUCUCUCUAGGCUAAAAUUCUUUUUGCGGCUGUUUUUGGCUUGGGUUAAUAGGUGAUGUAACUUGAUAUAUCUCAAAAAGAUUGAUCAAAUAAUAGAGAGAAUGAAUAAAUAUAAGUUUUUUUGGAAACAAAUUCUGAAGCAACAUAUUUCAUUUUACAAAAAAACUAGGUAGUAAUCCGCUAGGUUGAAUUAGUUCAAGUAUCAUAUUUGCAUAAUAUAAGUUAUGGUUCAAAGCGUGAUUGUGGUUUAUUUAAUGUGUUGCUAAAAAAAAAAGUUUAUUUAAUGUAUAAAGUAUAACAUUAUGAUUAUAGUGAAGAAUUGAAAAGGUAUAAACAAUGUUAUAGAAAGUCUUGAUACAAUAUUGGAGUGUUUAAAAGAUAUACUAUUAAGCUCACUAUUCAGGUUAAAAAGCUAUAAACUAUAAAAUUGACAUUUGGAUCUGGAUUUCUUAUGAGCUGCCUUAAAUAUGUUAAUUAAGAAUUUCUUGCUAUUCUCUCUUUCUUCAUUUCUAAAUUUUUUCUUUAAUUUUAAUUAUAAGAUACCCAUUCAAAUUUUUCUUUAGGAGCUGCUCUUAUACUACGACAUGUCAGCGUAGAGAAUUAGCAUUUUCUUUGAGUAGUUA
Brassica napus (rape) is the source of this 1689-nucleotide messenger RNA. Its product is annotated as plant UBX domain-containing protein 5-like. The transcript has 4 exons. The record is from RefSeq and is a predicted model, not a curated record. Gene Ontology annotation, biological process: autophagosome assembly; Golgi organization; proteasome-mediated ubiquitin-dependent protein catabolic process. Gene Ontology annotation, molecular function: ubiquitin binding. Lineage: Eukaryota; Viridiplantae; Streptophyta; Magnoliopsida; Brassicales; Brassicaceae. Gene Ontology annotation, cellular component: nucleus; cytosol. Bases 26 to 985 code for a protein of 319 amino acids.